Molecule: messenger RNA, 585 nt
Organism: Caenorhabditis remanei
Lineage: Eukaryota; Metazoa; Nematoda; Chromadorea; Rhabditida; Rhabditidae
Exons: 6
Coding region: 1-585 (194 amino acids)
Source: RefSeq, a predicted model, not a curated record
AUGGAGUUUUCCCAAGAGUUGAUAUCAAUAGCUGUAAUUGUUCUCGUUUGUUUCAUUCUAUCCAUUUGUUGCAUAUGUAUUUGGAUGUGUCGAUGUCGUCAGGAUCAGAUUCGUGCCAGUGAAGAUAAACAUGACAGAGCAGUUCAGUUACAGAACUUUGAGCAAGGUCAAGCCAAAAAUGGAACAGUUCAAGCAAGUCUUAAACCAGUUAGUCGUCUGAGUGUGAAUGACGUGGCAAGAUCAACGGAUAAUAUGAGAUCACAUAGAGAUGAAUCUGCAAGAAAUCAUGAGACUAUUGGACAAUACGAAGAACGAAUAGCUGGAAGUUCCUCAAUUUCAUCAAAUUCUAAUUCAAGAACAGGCGCAGCUGCUGGUAUAGCUCAACGAUUUAGAGAUGAAGAAACUGCAAAACACAAACGACUAGAUACAAUAUCUGAAAUUGCUAUGUCCAAUGAUUCACUACAACGCAACGAUUCAAAGACAAAUGUAUUCAACAAUAUUGAAGGCUCUCGUAAAACAAUAUCCCCGAUGGAAGUUGAUCUCAAUCCGGGUCUCAGCAGCUCGAUAAAUUUGGAGAAAAUCUGA